AUGGAUCGAAACGGUUCUUCUUCCGGUUCAUCUUCCGGUGGCUGGCGGUUCGCCCAGUGUUUUGGUGACAAAGGAGAUAUCGACGACAUUACUGAAGCUGAUAUCAUCUCCACGGUUCAAUUUGAUCCCACAGGUGACUACCUCGCUACGGGUGAUAAGGGAGGUCGAGUUGUCAUGUUUGAGAGAAGCGACUUGAGUGGUUCAGGUCGGAAGCAAGGGUGCGAAUAUCGCUUCCACACUGAGUUCCAGUCGCAUGAGCCAGAAUUCGACUAUCUCAAGUCUCUCGAGAUUGAAGAGAAGAUCAAUCAGAUUUGCUGGUGCAAGCGUCAAAAUGCUGCGCAUAUGCUUCUAAGCACGAAUGACAAAACUAUCAAGCUCUGGAAGGUCUUUGACAAGCCAUUAAACGGUGUGGCUGAGGGAAGUUUAGCGACAGGUGAAGAUCCUUCGGCCUUGCUCAUGUCUAGCGCGUCGCAUGGAGAGGACAAGCCAGGGAACACCAUAAACCCGAGCUUACUCAAGCUUGGCCAGCCCAACUCUGGUCUCCUUACCCCUAACCUCUCCCAAGCGCAGUCCCGCUUACUCCGCCUACCCCGCCUUGUGUACCAUGACACUAUUGUGGCUGCAGUCCCACGAAAAAUAUAUGCCAACGCUCAUGCCUAUCACAUUAACUCUCUUUCGGUUAAUUCGGAUGGCGAGACAUACAUUAGCGCUGACGACUUGCGCAUCAACCUUUGGAACUUGGGUAUCAGUGACCAAAGCUUCAACAUUGUGGAUAUUAAGCCCGUGAAUAUGGAAGAACUCACAGAAGUGAUUACGGCAGCUCAGUUCCAUCCUGUACACUGCAACGAGCUUGUGUAUUCCAGCUCGAAAGGCACCAUUAAACUGGCGGACAUGCGUGAAUCCGCUCUUUGUGACCGCCAUGCGAAGCUAUUUGAGGAGGAGGAAGAUCAGGCUAAUCGUUCCUUUUUCUCUGAGAUUAUUAGCAGUAUCUCUGAUGUCCGCUUCAGCCACGAUGGUCGUUAUAUCCUUUCGCGUGAUUAUCUCACCUUAAAGGUCUGGGAUGUGAAGAUGGAAUCUCAGCCUCUUGCUACCAUCCCUAUCCAUGAUUACCUUCGUCCCAAACUUUGUGAUCUAUAUGAAAACGACUGUAUAUUUGACAAGUUUGAGGGUAUUUGGGGCCCUAAGGACUCGACGAUUCUGACAGGUAGUUACAGCAACUACUUCCAUCUGGUGGACUGGGAAAGGGAUUCCAGCAUUGUGCUUCAAGCUGACAAGUCAGCCUUCAAGUCAAAGAAACUGGCGGCCAUGCAUAAGCCGGGCAACAAGGGUCAUGGUAUGGGCUCUGUCAAUGCAAACAAUGUGGACUUCAACAAGAAAAUUCUUCACGCGAGCUAUCAUCCUCAGGAGGAUACGAUCGCGAUUGCUGCUACGAACAACCUGUUCAUCUUUUCCGCGAACGGAACUUCGAGUUCAUAG
Messenger RNA from Malassezia pachydermatis, 1476 nucleotides. Its product is annotated as protein phosphatase 2a regulatory subunit pr55. Gene Ontology annotation, biological process: peptidyl-serine dephosphorylation. The coding region runs from base 1 to 1476 and encodes 491 amino acids. The transcript is spliced from 2 exons. Gene Ontology annotation, molecular function: protein phosphatase regulator activity; protein binding. The record is from RefSeq and is a predicted model, not a curated record. Gene Ontology annotation, cellular component: cytosol; protein phosphatase type 2A complex. NCBI's taxonomy places the organism in Eukaryota, Fungi, Basidiomycota, Malasseziomycetes, Malasseziales, Malasseziaceae.